UAUAAUGAACCGACGACGGUCCUGUUAACCGGAAAUGAAAGGGCAUUAGAUUUUGUGUUGCAAUACAUUAAUUAUUUAUAAAUAGUUUUUGAACUCAAUCUUCGAAUUCUGUCGUUAUGGGUAGCAAUUAAUCGAGGAACACCAUCUCUAUUCGUUCCCAAAACAUUACGUGAACAUAACCUUAUUCAAUUUGUCAGUUACCAUUUGCAAUUUUUCGUAGGUUAUUACGAAAUUUGAAUAUUUAUUUAAUGGAUUGGACGAAUUAAUAAUACCUCAUAAAGUUGAUGUAAAAUCCAUCAUUAUAAAAUGGUUGAUUCAGAAAAAGAAGAGGCAGUGAAUUUGCAAAAAGAAUUCGAGUGGGUUCUACAUCAAGAAAUUCAUAAAGGAUUGGACCAAAUUCAUCAAAUAUUAGUGGAAUGUGCCAGACGAUUUCCAGUAGCUCUUUAUGGACAUGAUAAUUCCAGUAAACAGGACAAAUUUGUUCUCUCAGUACCGCUUGAUCAGCUAAAAUGCAUUGUUACUUUAACUGGGGAUAGCAUUACGCAUGCUGAUAUAAACUUCAAAGUGAGCCGCCAAAAUUCGGGUACUAUUGUAAGAACUUCAAUUCAAAGUGAAUAUCCUUGGAAAUUGCAACAAGUUCAAGAUGCUGCAAAUCAUUUACAACAAGCUAUAUAUCAUAUUGAUGAUGUUGGCAAGAACUAUAAAUUUAAGUCAUCAGAUGAAGUUUUGCAUAUUUUGGGAAAUAUCUUGGGUAGCCUCCAAAGAGGCAGGACCAGUUUAAUAGUGCCCAGGAAGAAAACAAUGGACGAUUUAAUUAAAAGUCGAAAUAUGAAAUCCCUGUCUCCUAAUUUGACGGAAGAUCUGGCCAUAAGUUUUUACAUUCAAAGCCACAAGUUAAUAUUUGCAAUAUAUCAGUUGACGAACAACCAUGGAGUCAUGAAAUAUGAGUCAACUCAUGCUGAAUGCUCUGUGCCUUGGUUAAAUGAAGUGUUGGUGCUGUUUACGGUGGGUUUACAGCUUUGUCAACAAUUGAAAGAUAAGAUCUGCGUUUUUUCUCAAUACAAAGACUUCACAGUAGGAUCCCGACCGAACAGUCCUGUAAAUUAACGAACGGAAAUCUCACCAUAGUCACUAAUAUUAGGGUAACCUUAGACAUUUUAAACAGAAUAUUUUUAUUUGAAGAUUCCACAAUAUUGUCAAUUGUUAUUACCGCACUGCAUGCGAUAAUGUUAGAAUAGGGAAACAAAUCUACUUAGCCUUAAGUAUUUGUUCGUGUUAUGUCAUGUCAUUAAGUUAUUGUCUACCAGUUUUAAAAACUUGACACUAUUUAACUUUUUUCUUCUAUACUGUAGGUUGUUCAUCUAUGCAAAAACGAAAAUUUUGUUAUUUCGUCUCUCGAUCUAACUAAAUGGUAUUAGUUGAGCUUAUCAUCUCACUGUUCAAAUUGAUGUUAUAGUAAUUUUUUGUAUAUAAUGUAUUAAUUUUAACUGUUCAAAAAUAGCAAUAAAAUCAAAUUUUAGUCCAAACUUAUUAUGAC
Molecule: messenger RNA, 1537 nt
Organism: Cylas formicarius (sweet potato weevil)
Lineage: Eukaryota; Metazoa; Arthropoda; Insecta; Coleoptera; Brentidae
Gene: rogdi
Product: protein rogdi
Exons: 7
Coding region: 307-1107 (266 amino acids)
Cellular component (GO): RAVE complex
Source: RefSeq, a predicted model, not a curated record